Ricinus communis (castor bean) is the source of this 3979-nucleotide messenger RNA. RefSeq lists its product as uncharacterized. Lineage: Eukaryota; Viridiplantae; Streptophyta; Magnoliopsida; Malpighiales; Euphorbiaceae. The transcript is spliced from 3 exons. The record is from RefSeq and is a predicted model, not a curated record. The coding region runs from base 549 to 3587 and encodes 1012 amino acids.
AUUCUUUUUUUUUAAAAAAAAAGGAAAUAGAAAAAUUCACACGAAGAAGAAACGUUGCUCUCUCUCUUUCUCUCUGGUUCGAAAAAAAGGCUUCACAGAGAACAAAGCGAGGGUUUUGUGAAGAGAGAGAAAAUAAAGGAAACACAAAAACAAAGCUUUAUAGAGAGAGAAGUACUAGAGAGAGAAAGCUCAGAACUCCACUCACAAUUUCUACAGCAAGAGAAAGUUCCAAUAAAGUCGACUCUUUCUUAUUCUUCUUCUUAUUAGUAUUAUUAAUCUCUGCUGUAGCUGUUUCACAGCUAGGGUUUCAGUUUGCGAUUCAGUGUAUAUAUUAAUUUAUAAAGUUUCAGGAUUGAAACAUUAUUUAGUUGGUGAAACUAUCAAUAAGUUUUGAUAUCUGGAUAGUUACUGCUCUACAUGCUGGGAUCCAUGUUCCUGGUUAUUCUGUAAUUAUUGUUCCCAAGGCUAACUAAUUCUAUAUGGAAAACAGAGGAUCAGUGCACCACAAGGGCUUAUUUAUUACCUGGAGGUGUGGAAUGUGAAGCACUAUGACACUUGAAGAUUUCUUUACCCUGACCGAGAUGAAAGAUGGGUUCACAGCCCCUUCUAGGGUGCAUGAGCUGGUUGCUGUAAUGCAGAAGGAGAAAGAUUGUGUUGUGAAUGUUGGUGAUGCAACCAGGCAGUGGGCUGCUGUUGCAAGCACAAUCUCUGCUACAGAGAACAAAGAUUGCCUUGAUCUUUUUAUUAAGUUAGAUGGGCUCGGGUUUAUCGAUAGAUGGUUAAAGGAUGCUCAAAAGUUUGGUAAUGAUACCACUGAUCGUUUUGUAGAAGAGUCACUUAUUGCACUGUUGAGAGCAGUGGAAAAAUUGCAAAUAGAUAAAGAGAGAUCUGUUUCUUCUGGGAUUUGGAUUACCAUCAAUAAUCUUCUUCACCACAGCAGCUCUCGAGUUCAGGAUAGAGCAAGAGCACUUUACGAUAGCUGGAAGCAGGAUAGAGUUGAUGAUGCAUAUCAUCAUGAUGUUCAGACACUGGGUGCAUCUCGUGAUGCCAGUGUGCUCAGCAGUGAGAACAGUGGGGCAGAAUGUGCUGCUAUGGAUGUUCCUCUUCCAAGGGGAAGUGCUGAUGUAGAAAAUAAUGUGGCAGAUUCUUCCACAGAUGUAAAUUUGCAAUCCAAUUCAAAUUCUCUUCACCUGGAAAGGGUUGAAGAUGUACAGAUUCAAAUGCAAGGAAACAUGGAAGAUAAAGCACUAAAUCCGCUUACCAUGUCUGUUAUGUCAAACUCUGUUCAAGAGAGUCCUUCGAUGAAGGAAAAGUCCUCAAUCAUUACUGUUGAAGGAACUGCUUUGACUGAGAUUCGUAAUAUUCUUCCUACAAAAGGAGAAAAUAUUGAACCAGAGUUAAAUUCAUCAAAGAUGCUUAGCAGUUUCUCUGAUAAUUCAAGUAUGAUAGCUUCUCCCUCUAGUAAGGUAGAACCUGGAGUUAGUUCUUCCAAUGCUGAUCGUGCCAGUGCUAAAGAGGAUCCGGCAAAAACUGUGCAGACUAAUGUCAAUGCAAAGGAUGGUGAUUUUGGUUCGAGCACUGCUGCAUCUGGUGAUGCAGGAAUGUCUAUAUCUCCUAGAAAAUCUACUCCAGAUGAUGCGGGGGUUAUGAAUCAUGGUAGCACACCAGUGUUCAAGUCUGCAGAGUCCAGAGGUGAUUGUCCUCCUGAUACUAUGCAGGAUUCAUCUGACAGUGACAGGAAACUGGAGAAUCCUGAGGAUGUAGGGACUCCCUUCUCACGAAUACAUGACGUUGGAGUUGCUGAUGAUGAUAGGGAACAUGGCAGUGAUGGUGCUGAGGAUUUAAGAGAUGAUUCUGAUUUCUCUAGACCAGACAUCCAUACUCGGAGCAUUGAUCCAAUUAACAGGAGGAGAUCUGAUAUUGAACUUGAAUAUGACAUAGUUGAUGCUCUAGAGGUUGCGCGACAAGUUGCUCAAGAAGUGGAGAGAGAGGUGGUAGAUUACCGAGAACCAUCUUGCAGCUCUUCUUCUGAGAAAGUCAUGGAAACUGAUAUUAGGCAGCCAGACAGCCCAGAUUCUUCUAAUGCAAAGGAGUGCCCAUACACAGAGGUCUCUCGAGAUGACAUGCCAAUUGGACAGAAUCAGUCUGCUGAGGCCUAUCCUGGGGAAGACGGGCGUUUAGUUAGUUCGAAUAAUGUGGAAACUGAAGCAGAAAAUGUAACACAGGAGUUGGAGUCUUCACAAGUGACAGAGGUGGCUCCUGAACCAGAAGCCUUUACAGAGAAAGGCUUCUGUGACUUUGAUCUGAAUCAAGAAGUCUGUUCUGAUGAUAUGGACCGCCCAGUGAAUCCCAUCUCUACUCCAAUAUCUGUUGUUUCAGCUUCAAGGCCGGCUGUAGCAUCUGGAUCUCCUUCAGCACCUUUGCAGUUUGAGGGGAUUCUCGGGUGGAAAGGGUCUGCAGCUACCAGUGCCUUUCGUCCAGCUUCGCCACGCAAGAUUUCUGAUGGGGACAAGACUCUUGAUACUGGGGGAACCAGCAGUAGUUCAAAACAGAGACAGGACAGCCUUGUUAUUGAUCUCAAUGUGGCCGAGGAUGGAGAUGAGAAGGUGGACUUAAUUUCAGGAAGACCAUUUCCAGUCUCAUCUGGCCUGCAUUCUGGGGAAUCUUCACUAGAAAUAGGUCCAAGGAGAUCAGAGAGGCCCAACCUGGAUUUAAAUCGCAUCAUCGAUGAUGGUGAUGCUCUAGCAUCAGGUUUGAGAAUGGAGGGACGGCUGUUUUACCCACGGAAUGGCCAUCGGAGCCCAUCUCCAGCAUCUUCAUCGUCAUCUAUGCAGCCUUUGGUAAGGAACUUUGAUUUGAAUGAUAGGCCUCUUUUUCACAACGAUUCUUUAGAUCAAGGGCUCCACCAUAGCAACCAAACUGUAAGUGCUUUUGGAGGAUCUAAACCUCGUGAUCCUGUUAUUUCUAUCAUGGGUACUAGAGUUGAAGUGGGUGGUAGAGUUGAAGUUGGCCGAAAGGAUUUUCCUCAUCAAAUUCCAUCCUUGCCAAAUGGCAAGCCUAUGGAUCCAGCAAUGGAUGGUAAUAUUGCAAGAAUGGGAGGUGUUCUGGGGAUUCCAACUGUUUCAUACACGCAUUCUCCUGUUUUUGGCUACAAUGGACUGACAACAGCACCCACCAUGUCUAUCUCCUCUGCUGUGUAUGGACCUGGUGCCUCCCUCCCUUAUGUGGUCGAUACGAGAGGAGCCCCUGUGGUGUCUCCAAUUUUGGGCUCUGCAUCAGCUGUUCCUCCUGCUUUUUCCCAGCCGCCUUUCAUUAUGAGUAUGAGUGGUGCACCAGUAAGUUUAAAUGGUGCAGGACCCUCGAGGCACAAUUUUGAUCUCAAUUCUGGUUUUGCAAUUGAAGGUGGGAAUCCUGGGGGAUUAAGGCAGCUUUUCCUUCCUGGUCAAAGCAGGUCAAUGGAGGAGCAUUUGAGGGCCAAUGCGCAACCCUCUUCGAGUUCUGGAGUGGGUGGGAAAAGAAGGGAGCCGGAUAGUGGCUGGGAGCCUUACUCGUUACCCUAUAAACACCCACAACCUCCGUGGAGGUGAUGAUGCACUUGCUAAUUGCCGGAGUUCCUCUUUCGGUAAAAGUUCAUAAAAUCCAAUUGAGGUGAUAAAUGUUUGGAUCGCAAGGAUUUUUUAAGAAGAGCAUGCAAGCCCAUUGGCUUCAGCGAGAGGGGAUUAGAACUGAAUAAAAAGUGGGGGAAUUAUGAAUGUAAUAUGAUUCAUGAGAUUAAUUGCUGAAGAAAAUUUUUUUAGGUUUUUAUUUGUUUUAGUUUCUUACUUUUCUGUGUUCCAUAGAAGGGGCCAUCCAAUCAUAGAAGCUUGGUACAUGUAGCUGUAAGUUCUCUCUUAUAUAGCACAAAAAUUUAAAAGGAACUAAUUGUCUCCACUUCAGUUUUUGCAGUUCUUGUAUGAAAGGUAGCUAACUAAUUUCAUUA